Lactuca saligna is the source of this 846-nucleotide messenger RNA. The record is from the annotation of a GenBank genome assembly. NCBI's taxonomy places the organism in Eukaryota, Viridiplantae, Streptophyta, Magnoliopsida, Asterales, Asteraceae.
AUGUUCUUAAUCCAAAUCCAAUCUCUGUAUCAAUUCCUACUGAAAAUAACAGACACAAAACCCAAACUGACACAUCAGGAGAGUAUUGUCUGUGAAUGGUUGUUCAACUUACAAGGCAAUACAUCAGAUGUGGUUGUCCAGACAAAAUAUGGUCAGACAACAGAAAGAGCAGUUAUGGAAAGUCUAUAUGCAAACACAAAGAUUUUUGGAGAAGUUUUAGACACUUGGUCUGAUUUACUUAACCACCAAGAACUGGAAAGGGAUUUUGGAAAUUCACCAUACAGACUCUUCUUGAAAGUUGGAGUUUCUGUAUUCUUUCCAGUUGUUAGAAGUGCUCACAUUUUUGUGAUUAUCUUCAACUUAAACAAACCGUCAAUUGAAAUUCUAGACAAUAGUGCAGUUGAGGGGGAUUAUGAAGGGAAAUACAGAGUAAUAUUGAAACCUUUGAAAAAUUUGUUUGUAAGAUACUUUAAAGAAAUAAAUCAUCCAAGAGAAAUUGCAAUCUCAAAAGAAAGUACCAAACCCCAACGACUUGAAAUGUCAUGGAGAAUAGUUAAAAACAAAGUUGAUUGUGGGGUCUUUGCAAUGAGACAUAUGGAGACCUAUAUGGGACAACCACUCUCAAAGUGGAAACCAGGUCUUCAUAAAGAAAGUGCAGUUCAGCAAACUACUUUAGAGAAGCUCAGGCAAAGAUAUGCACACAUAAUGCUAAAUUCUGAAAUUAACAUUUUGAAGGCUAAGGUGUUGGAUCUUGCUGAAAAAUAUCAAAAAGUUGAAUUCAAAGUGCGUACUGAUCAUGCAUACAAGGCUAUGCAAACAAUUCAAAAAAGGUUAAAAGAAUAUUGA